This is a messenger RNA of Centruroides sculpturatus (bark scorpion), 3346 nucleotides long. RefSeq names its product heat shock 70 kDa protein 4-like (gene Hsc70Cb). Gene Ontology annotation, cellular component: cytosol; nucleus. Gene Ontology annotation, molecular function: ATP-dependent protein folding chaperone; ATP binding. NCBI's taxonomy places the organism in Eukaryota, Metazoa, Arthropoda, Arachnida, Scorpiones, Buthidae. Gene Ontology annotation, biological process: protein folding. The transcript is spliced from 18 exons. The record is from RefSeq and is a predicted model, not a curated record. The coding region runs from base 149 to 2698 and encodes 849 amino acids.
CGUUAGGUGUCUUUUCGACAGUAACUAUAGCAACCGGCAACUGCAUUCUAGAAGGUUCUAGAAAGAAGUAGUGAGUUAUAAGUACUUCAUACAAGAAUUUAAUUCAUUUUUAAUUCUUCGUUAACAUUAAGAUAACGGGGAAAGAAAGAUGUCAGUUAUCGGUAUAGAUUUCGGCAACGAAAAUUGUUUCAUCGCAGUAGCAAGAGCUGGCGGAAUUGAGACUAUAGCAAAUGAAUAUAGUCAAAGAGUUACACCGUCCUAUGUUGGCUUUGGCGAGAAAAAUCGUGAUUUGGGUGUUUCAGCUAAGAGCAAACAGGUGACAAAUCCCAAAAAUACAGUCUUUGGAUUCAAGAGGUUAAUUGGUAGAAAAUUCAGGGACCCAGCAGUACAGACUGAAAUAACAUAUCUACCAUAUCAAGUGAUUGAACUUCCCAAUGGCGAUAUUGGAAUUAAGGUUAAAUAUUUACAAGAGGACACAACCUUUACGGUUCAACAGAUAACUGCAAUGCUUUUCACCAAACUGAAAGAAAUAGCAGAGGCAGCAUUGAAAAUAAAAGUCAACGAUUGUGUUAUUUCUGUUCCUUCAUUUUUCACUGAUGUUGAAAGAAGAGCCUUGUUAGAUGCAUGUCAGAUUGCUGGAUUGAAUGUACUUAGGUUGAUGAAUGAAACAUCGGCUGUGGCAUUGACAUAUGGUUUUUAUAAGCAAGAUCUUCCAGAAGAUAAACCAAAAAAUAUCAUAUUUGUAGAUAUGGGUCAUUCGGCACUUCAGAUUUCUGCUUGUGCAUUCAGUAAAGGGAAAUUAAAGGUCUUAGCUUGUAUAUCGGAUACAAAUGUUGGCGGUAGAGAUUUUGACAAUGCCAUAGUGCGUUAUUUUUCCGAAGAAUUCCGGACAAAGUAUAGAUUGGAUGUUCUCUCCAACCGCAGAGCUGUUAUUCGGCUGUUGACGGAAAGUGAAAAACUGAAAAAACAGCUUAGUGCAAAUCCCAAUGAAUUGCCACUUAAUAUUGAAUGUUUCAUGGAGGAUAAAGAUGUAAUGGGUAAAAUGGGCAGAAACAAAUUGGAAGAGAUCUGUGCUGAUUUAUUAAAUAGAGUUGAAGUUGCAAUGAGAAAUAUUCUGAUGGAAACGAGAUUAGAAAAAAAUGAUAUUGAAGCUGUGGAAAUUGUUGGCGGUUCUACAAGAAUUCCUGCAAUCAAGAGAUUGGUUCAGUUGGUGUUUGGUAUCGAACCAAGAACUACAUUAAAUCAAGAUGAAGCUGUUGCUCGGGGUUGUGCAUUGCAGUGUGCCAUGCUAUCUCCCACUUUCAAAGUAAGGGAUUUUGCUAUUGCUGACGUGCAGCCUUACGCAAUAAAACUACUUUGGUCUGCUGAUAAAGGCGAAGAAGGAGAAAUGGAAGUAUUUCCUCGUUUUCAUCAAGUUCCAUUUGUAAAAUUACUAACCUUCUACCGUAAGGAACCAUUUACUCUUGAAGCACGAUAUUUGGAUAAUGCAAGCAUUCCGUUUCCCGAAAGACACAUUGGUUAUUUCACCAUAAAGAAUAUCUCUCCGACGUCUGAAGGAGAAAGCACAAAGGUCAAAGUGAAGGUUAGAGUUAAUUUGCAUGGAAUAUUUUCUGUUUUCUCUGCCUCCAUGUUAGAAAAGAUAGAGAAAAUUGAAGAAAAUGAGCAGAACGAUAAGAAUCAAUUAAAUCAGAAUUGUGUCAAACAAAAACCUGACGAAGCCAUGGAGGUCGACGAUGCCGUAAAGCAGUCUACGAACACUGCCGAUGCUUCCGAACCAGAAGUAAAUCACGUGGACCAAGUUCCAAAUCAAAAUGCCAGUCCGGAAAGUGAAAAUACAAAUCAACAACCAUGUAACGAAAAAGGUGACAAGGACGAAGAUAAAGAAAAUGCCUUACAGAAGAAAUCAAAGAAAGUGAAAUCGAUAGAUCUUCCAAUAGACGCAAAAGUACCUCAGCUUUCGACCACCGAACUAAAUUAUCUGGUAGAGAAAGAGUUAAAAAUGAUCAUGCAAGACAAAAUGGAAAAGGAGAGAGCGGAUGCUAAAAAUGCCGUGGAGGAAUACGUCUACGACGUCAGGGGUCAACUUUCCGACAGGCUUAGCAGAUUUAUUUCAGAUCAAGACAGGGAGAUAUUCAUGAACUUACUAGAGAACACCGAGAACUGGCUGUACGAAGAAGGCGAGGAACAACAGAAGAGCGUCUACGUGGAAAAAUUAUCCGAACUAAAAAAACACGGAGAUCCGGUCGUCUUUAGAUGUAGAGAAUACGAAGAAAGGCCUCUGGCCAUCGAAGAAUUCGGAAGGUCUCUACAAAGAGCCAGGAAGGUGGUGGCCAUGCACGCGGCCAAAGACGAACAGUACAGUCACAUCGAUAGCAAAGACAUGGAAAAGGUUCAAAAAGCCAUCGAGGAGAAACAGAAAUGGCUGGAUCAGCAAGUGAACUGCCUAUCGCAACUGCCGUUACAUCAGACUCCACCGGUUAUAGUUUCUCAAUUUUGGCAAGAAAAGGAGAUUUUCGAGAACACCGUCAAACCCAUCCUGAACACACCGAAACCCAAAAUGGAGCCGCCGCCGGAAAAGGAGGCGAAGGAGGGACAGAACGCGCAGCAGACGGCCGGCCAACAGAACGGAUCGGAAGCGGGUUGCCAGCGGCAGCAACCGGAGGGCCAAGACAAAAUGGAGACGGAACAGACAAUUUAAUUUAAAACCGUAGUAUGUAAAAAAUUUAAAGAAUUUACAAAAAAAAGCUGUCCAUAGCGGGGACGAAUUGUUCAAUUGGGCUUUGUAACUCGUGCGCAUUCCUUCUCGGCAGUAUUACCGUUUUUCGGCUUCGAACGUCAUGUUUUGCUAAAUAUUCACUCUUACGAAAAAAAAAAGUUCUAGAAAAUGGAAUUGUCCAGGUUUUUUUCGUGGCUCCGGUCGGGUCCAAAGAAGUUAACUGGAUUCCGGACGCACUUUUUAACUUUUGGGAAGACGACGACUCGUUUCGUACGCAUCUUAUUUAUUUGUUAACGUUUUUUCUAAUCAUUUCCGUUGUUUCCGUCGCUGUCGUAACCCGUUCGUUGGCUAACACCGAAUUUUUUUAAGUUUUCUUCGGAAGUCGACCACAAAGCGCAGUUGUAGAAAUUCGAAUAAUUCUAUAUAUAAUGUAUAAAGCCGCACCGCUCUCCGGAGGGCCGGCAGACGCCGGGAAUCCGGGGACCGGCAGAAGAGUUGGCGACGGAGACGCCGUUUCGCAUCCACCCGAAACAGAAACUGUAGAGAACAAAAACUGGGUUAUGGAAGUAGAUUCCACGAAGAUGUAACUCGUCACCAAAUAGUAGACAAAUUAAAAGAAAUUACCGUUAA